CUCUCCCUCCACAGAGCCACCAUGCCCAACUGGGGAGGCGGCAACAAGUGCGGUGCCUGCGGGCGCACCGUCUACCACGCUGAGGAGGUGCAGUGCGACGGGAGGAGCUUCCACCGCUGCUGCUUCCUCUGCAUGGUCUGCCGGAAAAACUUGGACAGCACAACUGUAGCCAUUCAUGAUGCUGAAGUGUACUGCAAAUCCUGCUAUGGGAAAAAGUAUGGCCCCAAAGGCUAUGGAUAUGGCCAAGGGGCAGGCACACUGAACAUGGACAGGGGAGAGAGGCUGGGCAUCAAGCCUGAGAGCACUCCCUCUCCCCAUCGACCUACGACAAGCCCAAACACUUCCAAGUUCGCUCAGAAGUUUGGAGGGGCAGAGAAGUGCUCUAGGUGUGGGGAUUCUGUCUAUGCAGCAGAGAAAGUAAUAGGAGCUGGCAAGCCAUGGCACAAGAAUUGCUUCCGGUGUGCCAAGUGUGGAAAAAGCCUAGAAUCUACAACCCUGACUGAAAAAGAGGGAGAAAUCUAUUGUAAAGGUUGUUACGCGAAGAACUUCGGCCCCAAGGGGUUUGGGUACGGCCAGGGCGCAGGUGCCCUCGUUCAUGCCCAGUGA
Messenger RNA from Indicator indicator, 606 nucleotides. It is a transcript of the gene CSRP2, whose product is annotated as cysteine and glycine rich protein 2. Bases 22 to 606 code for a protein of 194 amino acids. The record is from RefSeq and is a predicted model, not a curated record. The transcript has 5 exons. Gene Ontology annotation, cellular component: nucleus; Z disc; cytoplasm. NCBI's taxonomy places the organism in Eukaryota, Metazoa, Chordata, Aves, Piciformes, Indicatoridae. Gene Ontology annotation, molecular function: actinin binding; structural constituent of muscle. Gene Ontology annotation, biological process: sarcomere organization; muscle tissue development.